AAACAUGGGGACGGCAAGCUAGCAGGCUAACAGGCUAAAUGUCAUUAGAGGACAGGACAUGCUGUGACUCCAGAUCAGUGUCAAACAGUUGCAGCAACAAUGUUGCCCUCAACCAGCAACUUAAUGAGGAGUGCUGUGAGGCUGCUACCUCGGAGUACCUGGAGGCCAGGAUGUGUGUGGUGUCUCUGCAGAAACAUUUCAGUGAAACCUGGAGGUCUAAAACCAAAAACUGUCCCACCUCGAUACCUGGGUCAGCCCAGUCCUUUCACCCACCCACACCUUAUUAAACCAGGUGAGGUGACUCCAGGUGUGACCCAAACUGAGUUCGAGCUCCGCAGACACAGACUGGCCUCUCUCAUCGAAGUCCAGGCUGAUAGAUUUGGACCAUCCAUCUCCUCAGGGACUCACGUGGUCGUCAUUCUGUCUCACCCGACACGCUACAUGACCAAUGACAUCCCCUACCACUUCCACCAAAACCAGGACUUCCUGUACCUGAGUGGUUUUCUGGAGCCCGACAGCGCUCUGGUUCUUUACGGUAAAGGUCGACCAGACCAGGCGGCGCUGUUCGUCCCUCGCAGAGACCCGGGGAGGGAACUGUGGGACGGAGCACGCUCAGGGAAGGAUGGGGCGUCUGCUCUGACUGGCAUAGACAGGGUUCACUGCACAGAUGAGCUGGGGAUGGUGCUCAAGAGCCUGAAAGGGACUUUGCUUUGGUAUGACAGCUCACAGCCCGCUCACCCUCGCCUUCAUCAGACCCACCUGGCACCUGUCCUGGAGGCGGGGCCAAUGCCACGUUCGGUCCGACCCCUCAUUCACUCUCUGAGGGCCCUGAAGAGUUCAGCAGAGGUGGAGCUGAUGCAAGCAGCUGGUCACAUCACAGCUCAGGCAUUUAGGAGGACGAUGUCUUUCUCUCGUGGAGACGUGGACGAGGCUGUUCUCUUUGCUGUGUUUGAUUUCGAGAAUCGUCUCCAUGGUGCAAACUUCCUGGCCUAUCCUCCGGUCGUUGCUGGAGGGAAUCGAGCGAACACUCUCCACUACAUCAACAACAAUCAGAUCAUCAAGGAUGGUGAGAUGGUGCUGCUGGACGGGGGUUGUGAAUAUUUUGGCUAUGUCAGUGAUAUCACCCGCACAUGGCCCGUCAACGGAAGGUUCUCUCCGGCUCAGGCCGAGCUGUACGAAGCCGUCCUGGAGGUGCAGCGCUCCUGUUUGUCACUGUGCUCACCUGGUGUCAGUCUGGAUCACAUCUACAGCACAAUGCUGGCUCUGAUUGGGCGACAGCUCCGGAGGCUAGGCAUCAUCCCAUCCAGCUCUAGUGAUGCUGAGCUAUUAAAGGCUGCUCGAAGAUACUGCCCUCAUCAUGUUGGACAUUACCUGGGCAUGGACGUCCACGACACACCUGAGCUGUCCCGCUCACAACCUCUGCAGCCGGGAAUGGCCAUCACCAUCGAACCAGGGUUGUACAUAAGCGAGGACAAUGAAGAGGCUCCAAAGCGUUUCCGUGGUCUGGGCGUGAGGAUCGAGGACGACGUGGUGAUCCGGGCUGAAGGAGGUCCACUCAUAUUGUCCUCUGAAGCUCCAAAGACCAUUGCUGAUGUGGAGAAAGCCUGCGCUCACAGAUAGGACAGGUGCACAGGUGAGCCACAGCACCCAGCGUCUUUGUGGUGAUGACUUCAUCAUGCUCAGCGCUCAGGUACAAGAAAGGUGGGACGCUGUAGGACUCUGAUCCAGUCUGCACAUAAAGAAUCGACAUGAUAAAGAUCAACCUGCUGAGACAUCAUAGAGAACAAACCAGAUCAUUGAACAAGUUGCUGUCCUUCAUAAAAUACCUCUAAAACCUACACACCUGAGGGGUUUACCAUAAGGUGAGCUCAAAAUACCCACCCUUUCUUAAAGGUCACAUAUCAUGCAAAAUUCAGUUUUUAGGUUUUCUGGCUAUAAUAUGUGCCCCUGGCCUGUCUGCAAUCCCCCCAAGAACCAGAACUCCCCUCUCUUUCUCCACCUUUCUGAAAAUGUGUGCUAAAACAAGCUGUUCUCAGAUUUUCCCCUCAUGACGUCAUUUGGGGAGUUAGCCACGCCCCCAGGUUCAGUGUGCCCUUCCCACAUGGAAGAAAGUUCUGCCCUCCUCUCCUUAUCCUCCUCUUAAGCCACACCCAUUUCAGGAGAGGGGUGGAGUCAGGGGCAGAGCCAGACAGCUCAUUAACAUUUAAAGCCAUAGACACAGAAAUGGCUCUUUCUAAGCUGAGCUGAAACAGAGCGUUUUUAGACAUGCUAAAAUCCAGUACUGAAGUGUUUUUUUCAGCAACAAACUUCACAGGCAUGUUUUGGGGACCUCUCAGACCAACAAAACUUGUCUUAAAGUGGCAAAAUAUGUGACCUUUAACAAAAUAAGCUCAAUAAAGCCAAAGCUUCGGUCAGAGAGUUCAAGCAUCAUAAAGAUUGGUUUUCUGUUUCAUGGAAAAGAUGUUAUUAAGCACGUCAUUUCAUGCUUCUUCUACACAAAAAAAAUUACAAUAACUGGCCGUCUGCUUCCGUCAGAGUGAAAUACUAGAAGAGACAAUGUAUGUAGCAAAAGUUGCUGCUGUAAAAAUGUCAAGAAAGAAUAGAAAAACCUGCAAUAUUAUUAAUUAGCUGAUCUCGCCAUUUGACAGUCAGUGCUUCUUACUUGUUUCUAAACAAAACUUCACACUGUACAGCUUUUGAACUUUAACAAUAAUAUUCAUGAUUCUAGCAGUAUAACCUGGAGCUGUGAUUAGAUCUGAUAGACUUUCAUGCUAUUAAAAGAUAAGUGGAAACACAAAGUCAAAUGACUCUAUUAAAAUUAUUUAAAACAUUGUGAUACCUGAAGACUUAUCUUUUUAUUAUCUGUGUUUUUGCUUUUAAACCAGGUAUUUUCAUGAUAUUAUGACCAAAUAUAAAACACUAGUUUCUUAAGAUGCUUUGUUGCCAUUGUCCUCUACUGUAAAGAUGAUCUACUGAAAUUAAACGUGAAUACAAACCAUAAAAACAAGAGUGGUGUGUACAGUAUGAGUUACUGUAAUUGUACGGCUUCACUAAACGUAAUAUUACGAUUCUAAAAGUUUCCAUAAACAUAUUCCUGAUGAUCAUUUUUGCAUGCAGAGAACAUUCCCAGGUAUUAAUACAUUUUAAAACCAUACAGCCACAACUCCGACUUUAAGUCCUACAAACCAGCCUUACCCAUAGUGUUAAACCCCUCAGGUUUGUCUUACACUCAAAUCAGGAUGUUGCAUAAAAACAAGCAGAUGAGCAUUGAUCUGUCCUGUGAUGAUCAGAUAAGCGGACCUUCAUGUUUGUGUUUAAAUCUGAUGAAUAAAGAUAAAUCUGUCAUAAAGAGAGGAUAUUUAAACAUGGAUGAUGAAAGAUAAGACUGAGACUGCAGAGAAGUUUGUGUGAUGUUGUUUGGGAAUUUCCUCCUUCCAGAACAAUGUGAUGUCUCUUAU
Cheilinus undulatus (humphead wrasse) is the source of this 3458-nucleotide messenger RNA. It is a transcript of the gene xpnpep3, whose product is annotated as X-prolyl aminopeptidase 3, mitochondrial. Gene Ontology annotation, molecular function: metalloaminopeptidase activity; manganese ion binding. The record is from RefSeq and is a predicted model, not a curated record. Gene Ontology annotation, cellular component: mitochondrion. Lineage: Eukaryota; Metazoa; Chordata; Actinopteri; Labriformes; Labridae. Bases 100 to 1620 code for a protein of 506 amino acids. The transcript has 12 exons.